CCUAAAUCCGUAUGUCUUUGGGCGAGAAAGACAGCUUCUACCACAAAGAUCUUGAUCAAAUUGUCCUCCUUAUCUUAACACUCCGUUUCCCAUCAGUUUUCUAUUUUCAUAUCAGAUUGGGAAAGCAAUUCCCAGCUCACAAUAUGUUUGUUUCCCCAGAAUUUGACAGCGGAAAAAAAACUUCCGAGGUUUAUAAAUAAACAUAGAAAUUCCGGAGGUUGAUGCUCCCCUCUUUUUUAUUCAAACAAGCACCCACUCUUCCUCUUCCAACUACCGGUCAAAACCCAUAAUCGAAAUAGUUAUAACUGUUCAUUGUUUUUUUAAUAUAAUUUUUUUUUUCGUUAUUAUUCUCAUUUAUGGCACUGGAGAAAGGACAAGCAAAGCCUUCAGAGGAAUCCAAGCCUUCGGCUGAAACAGAGAUGGCGCAGGGAACUCCUACCACUGCUCCCACCCCUUCAUGGUUCACGCCCAAAAGGCUACUUGUUAUCUUUUGUGUGAUUAACUUGAUAAAUUAUGUGGAUCGGGGAGCAAUAGCAAGCAAUGGUGUGAAUGGGAGUCAAGGAACUUGCACAAAAAGUGGCACAUGCACAUCCGGUAGCGGAAUACAGGGGGAGUUUAACUUGAGCAAUUUUGAAGAUGGAGUUCUAUCAUCUGCUUUUAUGGUUGGACUUCUUGUGGCUUCCCCUAUAUUUGCAUCAUUAGCAAAGAGCGUAAAUCCAUUUAGGCUUAUUGGAGUGGGACUUUCGGUUUGGACUUUAGCUGUUGUCGGUUGCGGUUUGUCGUUUGAUUUCUGGUCCAUUACAAUCUGUCGCAUGCUGGUUGGUGUUGGUGAGGCUUCAUUUAUAAGUCUAGCAGCACCAUUCAUUGAUGAUAAUGCCCCAGCUGCUCAGAAAACGGCAUGGCUUGCAAUAUUUUACAUGUGCAUACCAACUGGAUAUGCACUUGGCUAUGUUUAUGGUGGAUUGGUUGGAAGUCAUUUCAUUUGGCGUCUGGCAUUCUGGAUAGAAGCAGCUUUAAUGCUUCCCUUCGCUAUUCUAGGAUUUGUGAUGAAGCCUCUUCAAUUGAAAGGAUUUGCUCCCACUGAGUCAAGCAAAGCACUGGCAGAGGUAGAGACAGCAGCCUUGGAGGUUCAAGAGGCUGCAGUUGGUAAUGAUGGAGCUGCAUCCACAAAGGAAAAGUUCUGGGAUAAGAGCUCAUGUGAACCUGCCACGGUGAAAGUUGCAACCAAGAUUUCCAAUCAAGUUGCAAGAUUUAUGAAAGAUUUGAAAGUGCUUCUGCUUGAGAAGGUGUAUGUCAUUAACGUUCUAGGUUACAUAGCAUACAACUUUGUCAUUGGUGCAUACUCAUAUUGGGGUCCUAAGGCUGGUAAAAACAUAUAUAAUAUGAGCGAUGCAGAUCUGAUAUUCGGAGGGAUCACAGUUGUUUGCGGAAUAUUUGGCACAUUAGGUGGAGGCUUUGUUCUCGAUUUUAUGACAAACACCAUUACAAAUGCUUUUAAGCUUCUUUCAGUGACAACAUUUUUUGGAGCUAUAUUUUGCUUCAGUGCCUUUUGUUUCAAGAGCAUGUAUGCUUUCCUAGCUUUUUUUGCCGUUGGUGAACUCCUUGUCUUUGCCACUCAGGGACCUGUAAAUUAUAUAUGUCUCCAUUCUGUUAAACCAAGUAUGAGACCACUAUCUAUGGCUAUUUCUACUGUUGCAAUUCACAUCUUCGGAGACGUGCCUUCCUCACCUCUUGUUGGAGUUCUCCAGGAUCAUAUUAACAACUGGAGGGAGACUGCUCUUAUUCUAACAGUGAUUUUGUUUCCAGCAGCCGGAAUUUGGUUCAUUGGAGUAUUUAUGCGCAGCGUGGAUAGAUUUGAUGAAGAAAGCGAGCAUCGAGUUAUUGCAACUGAUAGGACAAACAGAACACCCUUGCUUGAAGGGAAGAUGGCACAAACAACACGAUCUACAGCUGAAGUUUAGAAUUUUUUU
Molecule: messenger RNA, 1970 nt
Organism: Juglans microcarpa x Juglans regia
Lineage: Eukaryota; Viridiplantae; Streptophyta; Magnoliopsida; Fagales; Juglandaceae
Product: probable sphingolipid transporter spinster homolog 2
Exons: 16
Coding region: 357-1961 (534 amino acids)
Biological process (GO): transmembrane transport
Cellular component (GO): membrane
Molecular function (GO): transmembrane transporter activity
Source: RefSeq, a predicted model, not a curated record